UGCAUCGUGAGAAGCAAGCGCGCUCUCUGCUCUGCCGCUUCAAAACCUUGCCGUGUUUUGCCUCUCCCACUUUUCUCCCCUACACACCCGCGAUACCCUCGUCUCCGACUCCUGCACACCCACCCACAUAGCUUAUUUGCUCAUCCAUUCGCUUCUUGGUCGUGUGAAUACCUAUUGUUUGACUUUCACCUGCGCAUCGCCCUCGACACCGCCAUUCCCUUGCUCGCCCACGACAACCCCAAUUUUGCUGGCAGCGCACCCCGAACAUCCUCUCAUCCCACAUAUCCGCCAUGGUUCUCAUUGAGAAUCAGGAAUACCUCUGCGAGGAGGAAAAGCGCCUCAAGCAGGACCGGGAGCGCAAGGCUUACUGGAAGCGAUGGGGCCCCUACGUUGCCGAGAGGCAGUGGGCGACUGUCCGCGAAGACUACUCUCACGAUGGCGACGCAUGGAGCCACUUCACGCAUGAUAUGGCGCGUUCACGAGCCUUUCGCUGGGGCGAGGACGGCAUUGCCGGCGUCUCCGACUCGCACGGCCUGCAGAACAUCGCCUUUUCUUUCUGGAACGAGGAAGACGACUUCUUGAAAGAGCGCUUGUUCGGCUUGUCGAAUCCUCAGGGCAACCACGGCGAGUCGAUUAAGGAAUGCCACUUCCACCUGGACAACACACCCACCCAUUCCUACAUGAAAUUCCUCUACAAGUACCCGCAGCGCAAGUUUCCCUACGAAGACCUCAUCAAAGAGAACGCGAAACGGAGCCGCCUCGAGAAGGAAUACAACCUCCCCGACACGGGCGUGUUCGAUGACGACAGAUACUGGGACAUCUUCAUUGAGACUGCAAAAGAGGCUGACGACCCGGAGGAGCUGUUGUUCCGGGUCACUGCUUACAACCGGGGACCGGAGCCCGCACCGCUGCACAUUGUACCGCACAUGUGGUUCCGCAACACCUGGGCAUGGGGUCAUGAAGAUCUUAAGAAGAAGCCGUCGAUCCGCAAGAUCGCCCCGACUACGGCGCAUUCGAAUCACUGGAAGCUUGGAGAGCGCUAUAUGCAGCUCUCGCCCUCGCCGGGCACUGGUUCGAGCGGCGAGGACGUCCAGCCUGAGCUUCUUUUCACCGAGAACGAGACCAACUACAAGAGCUUGUGGGGUGGACAGAACAAGACCCCGUAUGUCAAGGAUGGCAUCCAUCGCCGGAUCGUCGACGAGCAGCCGAAUGCCGUCAACGCGCAGGGAUUCGGUACCAAGUGCGCUGCUUGGUACGCUUUCGACGAGGAUGAGGGCGUCCCGCCUGGUGAGUGCGCCGUAGUGCGCUUUAGGAUGUCCAAGAGAUACGAGGGCUAUCUCGACGAAGAGCUGUUCGACGACAUCAUGGAACAGCGUCGCGCCGAGGCUGACGAGUUCUACUAUCGCAUCAGCCCUCUCCCCAUGGCUGAUGAUCUCCGCAACAUCCAGCGCCAGGCGCUCUCCGGAAUGCUUUGGUGCAAGCAGUACUAUCACUUCGUUUGGGACCAGUGGGCAAAUGGCGACCCUGGAAUGCCUCCGCCACCAGAAAGCCGCAAGAACGUCCGGAAUAGAGAGUGGAAGCACAUGUACCUGGACGACAUUCUGUCCAUGCCCGACUCGUGGGAAUAUCCAUUCUUUGCCGCAUGGGACAGCGCGUUCCACUGCAUCCCUCUAGCCAUGAUCGAUCCGGACUUUGCCAAGAAGCAGCUCGACCUCUUCACCCGCGAGUGGUACAUGCACCCCAAUGGCCAGCUGCCUGCGUACGAGUGGAAUUUCGGUGACGUAAAUCCACCUGUCCAUGCAUGGUCUCUCUUCAGGGUCUUCAAGAUGGAACGCAAGAUGUACGGCCGCGCGGACUAUGACUUCCUUGAGCGCGUCUUCCAGAAGCUGUUGCUGAACUUCACCUGGUGGGUCAAUCGUAAGGAUGCCGAAGGCAAGAACAUCUUUGAGGGCGGUUUCCUCGGUCUCGACAACAUUGGCAUCUUCAAUCGGUCCGAAGCAUUGCCCACUGGCGGUGUCCUAGAGCAAGCCGACAGCACGGGCUGGAUGGGCUUCUACUGCCUGAACAUGCUCAACAUUUGCCUUGAAAUGGCCAAACGCCGGCGCAUCUACGAAGAUAUGGCCUCUAAAUUCUUCGAACAUUUCAUUAUGAUCAGCGACGCCAUGCAGUACCGGUCACACGGGGAAGCCAAGCCUCUCUGGAACGAGGAAGAUGGCUUCUACUAUGACGCCAUCUCAUGGGGUGGUCCAUGGAGCCACCAGAUGCCUGUUCGAUCUCUAGUUGGCCUUAUCCCGCUGUACGCCACCAUGACCCUUGAACCGGAGGUCAUCAACAAAUUGCCUAGCUUCAAGAAGAGGUUGGACUGGUUCAUCAACAACCGAAAAGAGACCGCGUCCCGCAACAUUGCGUCGAUGAAAAAACGUGGCAAAGACGACCGUCUCCUUCUGUCCCUUGUGAAUGAAGAUCGACUAAAGAGGAUUCUCCAGAGGAUGCUAGACGAGGACGAGUUCCUAGCGGAGCAUGGCAUCCGAUCCCUGUCAAAAUACCAUAAAGACCAUCCGUAUUCAAUGGACGUGAACGGCCAGCGAUACCAAGUUAGCUACCUUCCGGGUGACUCUGACAGUGGACUCUUCGGCGGCAACAGCAACUGGAGAGGACCAAUCUGGCUGGCUGUCAACUUCCUUCUCAUUGAGUCUUUACAGAGAUUCUUCCUAUACUACGGCAACAAUCUGCAGGUCGAAUGCCCGACGGGAUCAGGCGACUAUAUGCACCUUGGCCACGUCGCCGAAGAGCUACAACAUCGGCUGCAGCAUCUGUUCGCACGUGGUGAUGACGGUAGAAGAGCCAUCAACGACGGAAAUCAGAUGCUGGAUUUUGACCCGAACUGGAGGGAUUACAUGUGGUUCCAUGAGUUCUUCGACGGAGAUACAGGCCGCGGGUUGGGUGCAACGCACCAGUGCGGUUGGACUGGUUUGAUCGCAAAGAUGAUCCACGACACUGGCAUGACCUGCCGCCUUCCGCAGACACCACGCACCCCAACCACUGCUGCCGCCCAUUACUUUGAUGACAUCUGGAAUUCCACUGGGAAGCCCAAAAAGCCGCAUCAUUUCCGGCGCUCCUCCACGAGCAGAUCGAUUGGUUUCCGUAGUGAUUGGGAGACGUCGACCAAUGGCGACGAAGAUGCCACUCCGCUCAACCGGAGCAACUCCAUUGGCUUCCUUGAUGAAGAGGAGCUCAAGCGGAAAGCGGAGAUUGAUCAGCAUGUUGCUCACUAUGUCAGCGAUCAGCUGGCGAGGGUCAAGAGUGGCGGCUCUGAUGAUCUCGACUGCGGAGAGUUUGAGACGUCACUUGACGGUGCUUUCGACAGGCCCAAUGGUGAGCGGAAUGGCAAUAGGGAUUACUUCAACCAAGAACCGGGGUAUCUUAGGUAGAUACAGAUGCGUUUGUGGUGGGGUAGCAUGUGAGCCCCAGGAGGUGAUGGUGGCCAGUCGCAAACCAAAAGCGUAGAUGCAUUGGGUGGAAGUCAAGAACCUGCAUCGAUAGACCUAGAGUAGACCUAGAGAAUCGCGACCUUUAAGUUUCUU
Messenger RNA from Trematosphaeria pertusa, 3584 nucleotides. RefSeq lists its product as uncharacterized. Gene Ontology annotation, molecular function: Glc3Man9GlcNAc2 oligosaccharide glucosidase activity. Gene Ontology annotation, cellular component: endoplasmic reticulum membrane. The record is from RefSeq and is a predicted model, not a curated record. The coding region runs from base 291 to 3431 and encodes 1046 amino acids. The transcript is spliced from 7 exons. Lineage: Eukaryota; Fungi; Ascomycota; Dothideomycetes; Pleosporales; Trematosphaeriaceae. Gene Ontology annotation, biological process: oligosaccharide metabolic process; protein N-linked glycosylation.